Molecule: messenger RNA, 2578 nt
Organism: Pectinophora gossypiella (pink bollworm)
Lineage: Eukaryota; Metazoa; Arthropoda; Insecta; Lepidoptera; Gelechiidae
Gene: Rabex-5
Product: rab5 GDP/GTP exchange factor
Exons: 11
Coding region: 111-2435 (774 amino acids)
Biological process (GO): vesicle-mediated transport
Cellular component (GO): cytosol; endocytic vesicle
Molecular function (GO): DNA binding; small GTPase binding; zinc ion binding
Source: RefSeq, a predicted model, not a curated record
GAACUGUCAAACAUUGUUUUUUGUGUGCGUCAGUGAAUUUGUAUUGAAUUUUCGUAAUUUUAAUUUACUUCUACAAAUUAUAUUGAGGCGAUUGGCGUCGUUUCACAAAGAUGCCGUCGCUGAGGAUCGACCAAAGCGACCUGAAGUGCAAGAAUGGCUGCGACUACUACGGCAACCCCCAGUGGCAGGGCUACUGCUCCAAGUGCCACCGUGAGCAGAUGCAGCGGCAGCGGAGAGCUGAGAAAGCCUCAUCGGCGACUCUGCCGAAACCGGAGCAGAAGAAGCCAGACAGCCGCGGGCUCAAGCUGACCUCGCACUCGUCGUUCUCCAAGUUCGAGGAGAAGCGGCUGCGGCAGAGCGAGACCCUCAAGAAGGCGAAUCUACUCAAGUUCAACAUGUUUAAGAAGAGUAGCGCAGAAGACCACCACGACCAAGAUAAGAAGCAACCCGAGUUCAAGAUCCCGGCGAUGGUGAACGAGGGCAUGAAGCGAGAGUUCCGCGCGCGGUUCCCCUCGCUGGGCGCGCAGCUGUGCCGCGACUGCCGCGUGUUCACACACUCGUUCAUCAUGGACGUCAUCAAGUACGCCAACCUCAUGACCGUCGACGAGCUCUCCGAGAGGGUUCAGCGGCAGUAUCAGCGUUUUAUGAAACACAUGGACACGUCACCGCACUUCGCUAACGUGGAUUCCGACAUGAAGGAGCUGCUCAUAGACUUCGUUGAGAAACACGCCAUGACUUAUUUACAUGAACUCCCGUCAGUGGUAUUCUCACCGCUGGGCACAGACGACGAGCGCCAAGACCGUGUCAUGUCAGAUCGGAUUCAACAACUGAGCUGGGUCGGCGAGAGACAUCUAGAAUGCAAGCUGGACAAGAGCGACGCUCAGUGUAGACAACUGCUGUACAAAGCUAUUAGCGAGUUGCUCGGCAUGGAUAGCGCCAUGAACCCCGGCGGCAAGCUGGCGCGCGUGCGCCGCUGCUGCCGGCACGUGCUGGCGCUGUGCAGCGCGGCUCCCGCCUCCGCCGACGACCUGCUGCCUGCGCUUAUAUUUACUGUGCUCAAGGCCAACCCACCUCGCUUGGUGAGCAAUAUCAACUUCGUGACGCGGUUCUGCAACGCCCAGCGGCUGAUGACGGGCGAGGGAGGGUACUACUUUACUAAUUUGUGCUGUGCGGUGUCGUUUAUAGAAAACCUGACGGCGGAUUCCCUAAACAUGGACAGGAAGGAGUUCGAUUGCUACAUGGCGAUGCCUGCGUCUAUCGGUGGCAGUUCCUGGGCAUGCGCGUUGUCGCUGUGCGGCGCGGCGCGGGAGGCGGAGGAGCAGCGUGCUCUGACGCAGCGGCUGCUCAAGGAGGCCGACGACGUGCGGGCCCGCGCGGACAAGCUCGCCGCUGAUGCACAUGUCUUUGAGGAACAAAUAGCCAAAAAAGUUCAGGACGUGCUCGCUAAAACGCCGCUAGAAAUAACGCCUCGGCGGGAACUGCCUCGGUUCGGCAAGUUCAAGAAUACCACUCCGCUCAUCGACUUGGACGUCAAACCCGAAGAAUCGAAACCACCAGCUGAAGAACCGGAAGACAAGCAACUAGCAGAUACAGAACCAGUUCCCGAUAGCCCAAAACCAGAACUAAAACAGGACCAUGUUAUCCAACCAGUCCAAAUCCAAACCGAAGAACCAGAGGAAAAACUCACAAUUCUCGGCUUCGAAGCCAUCGAAAAACCUUCCCCACCAAAGUCCCCCCAACACGAACAAUGGGACUUAAAACAAACCAGUUCUUUAGAACUCCUCACUCCUUCCCCUUUAGGCUUCACGCCUUUUGACUCCAGAUCCAUCGACGAACUUAUGACCCCUGACGAAUUUGGCAGCGAACAUUUAGCUCCGGGAUUGAGCAAUAUAAACUACGACAUCGACCUAUCAGACUUUAGUGGCGACAACAGCAUAGCAGAGGACGCUCCUAAAGAACCCAAAGACCCUUUCAGCCCGGAAGGCAUAAAGAAAGACUUCGAUCCGUUCGCGCCGCAUUCGUCGCGAGGUAACUUCAGCACGGUUCUGGAUUCCUUUGACGAAUUCAGUCUAGUAGACCCGAAGAGUAACGAAUCGACAGACGCUUUCGAAGUCAUACACCACGAUCCAUUCAGUCCCAUAAAACCGCAUCAGGCUGGGAAGGAUCCGUUUACUCCAGAAAAGAAACCUGCGUCCCAUCUUCCCCUAGGGUCGAAGGACCCUUUUAGUCCAAUGGGAGUCAAAUUGUCAGUUAAAGGCAAGGAUCCAGAAAAGCAAGAUGGGUUUUCAGGAAUCCGAGUGAAUAUAGAGCCUAAAAAUAAAGACCCAUUUAGUCCAAAGGCCGAAGCGGUAUCGAUUUUAGACGAUAAUGACUCACCAACCUCUGCAUGUCUCCUCCCUUCGCCUUUGCAACCACAAAACAGCAAACAAACAUAAAUCUUGAGUAGUUUUAUUUAGGUAUUUUAUUUCAAUGGAGAUCAGUCAUUUUUGCGGUGUUAAGUAAAGUUGUGUGUAAUAUAAUUCAUGUUUAUUCUAGUUUUAUGUUAUUGGGUUUUAAACUCUGUCAUCCUUAAUGUAAU